CUUGAGGCUCACCUUGGAGGAUGUUCAUCCAAUGCAAUGUUCCGAAUAUGUUCUAUGAUGUUUCUUUAUGGAAUUGCUGGAGAUCCAACUGUUAACUGACAAACAAGACAGAUAGAUUUUAUAAAUUGUGAACUGCAGCAUCAUGUCCAUUGACUCAAUGCAUAUGCCAUUAUGCUUAGGAUCAAGCUGAGCAGGAGGGAAUAUGGGUGACCACAUUAUCAGCUGGUAUGGGAAAUCCCUUGGACCAAACGAAGGUACUGGAGGAAUCUACCAGUACUCUGGAUUUAUGCUUCUUUUCGGACUGCAUUGCACGAAUAUAACCAGGCCAUUUGACUACUUUUGAUUCCGGAGUGGACCCACUGUGUUCAGAAAGUUGGUAAUUUCUAAUGAUUCUCAUUUGCUUUUCCUCUUCUUUCCUCUCCCGCUUUAUCCAUGGAGAUCUAAACGUUUGUAUCAGAAUCUACUGAGACCACAUCAAGGGAGGCAUCUCAAAAGAGGAGCUCGCUAGGACAAUCAUUGCUAGCAACAUUCUUCAGUCACUUGGGACCAAGUCUGGUGAAUCGUGUGACCUUUACUUUACCUGGUACUUGUAUUAGCAGGAGGCUAGAAAAUUAGAUCAGAGAACAGUUGAGGACUGCAUGAUGGGAUCCACGCUUGGUAUCAUACUCAUACAUCCAUACGGCUAGGGGUGGGAAUUUGACGGACCGAAGAAAUUGUUCUCGGUAUUCAGUGUUCAACUACAUUUCGGUCAUUAGAAACUAAAGACCAAUCAGUCUUGAGAAAAAAAAAAGAAGAAGACCGAGCAAUUGGGUCUUGGCGUCGAUUAUAACUGAAAAUCAGCAACAAUUUCAUAGCACAAAAAUUAUUAAAAAAUCACGAAUGCGACUGAGCGAAGAGGAGUGCAGCAGCUGCCUGGUAGGGGAGUAGGGAUGUGAAAAUUUGGGUUUACUGUUAUUGGGCCUAGUGGGUUGGAGGUUACAUUAUCAUGUGGUAUCGGAAAAUUGAUUAAUUUUGUGCAUUUAUAUUUUCCUCUGAAUUGAUGUCCUUUUGCUUGUUCUAACUCAAAUACUGUGCAUUCAUGUUUCAUAACACCGAACUCUGUGAUGUUACCAAUGCUACGUUAUAACAGGCUACGGAUGACCGAGGUGAAGAUUUUCGUCGAAGGCUUUUGAGAGGGAACAUCAAGCCUUUCUCUACAGGAGAGAGAGGUAUACCUGGAUGCACACUGAAGUUUCUUUGUUGAAGAAAUUUUAACUGGUUAACAGCAUUAAUGUGAUAGAAACAUCUAAAUCUAGUGCCCAGAAGCAUUCCUGUCUGUAUCCUAAGGCAACCCAUGGCAGUAUGAGAGAGAGUUGCUGGGGAGCAUGCACAUGUGAGGUGUGUAAGAGUUUGGAAAAGAGAGGGUGGGAUUGAUGCUUCUUUCUGCGAAAAAACAUAAUCAAGCUAGAGUGGGAAGGAAAGUUACUUGGCUCGUUGGCGGGUUCAUAAAGGGAUUUUUACUUAGUGAAGCACAUCCAAUUGUCACACGGUUCUAGGUAGUCAUCAGGUUUUGGCCCUCAAGCUAAAGUUGAUCAGGCUACUUUGGCAACAACUUUCAGAUCACUAGACUAUGUCUGCAUUGUGUCUGCAUCGAUGCGCAGGGAAAAGGGAAAGAAGAAAAGGAGUCGAGGACUAGAGGAGAUGGGCUUGAGUGCUGCACGGCUGCACACGCAGCACAACAGAAUGUGCAUCACUCAGCUUUUACAUGCAUCCAGCUAUAUAUAUGGGCUUCUCUAAUUAAGGUCAUGCAUCUCUUCGUUCCAUGCAUGAUUUUCAGUUAUUCAUAAUGUUUGUCUAUAUCUCUUGCCUUAGCAUUGAUUUUAUGAAUCAGAAUCAAGACCUUCACAAACUUUGUUUCGUUUCCUCAAAUCCCAAGUACUAGAAGAAAUAUAUAUAUAUAUGCAUCAAUUUUCAUGUUGUUCUAAGUGGACACACACAUACAUAGUGAAAGUGCAAUUAUUCAAUACAUGUCAAAAAAAAAAAACGAGAGGAGACUUUAAUUGUUGAUCAUUAUUUCAACAAGUUGGGGGAGAGAACUGUUUUGUUCUCUUGCACAUAGAUACGAUAUUAAUGGAAGCUGCAGCUACCUGCAGCCUUGCAUCACACCAUGCAUACGGUGCAUGCAGGUGCAGUACUAUACUCCAAUGGCUGGAGGGAGAAGUAGGAAACUGAUGUUGCAUCAAAAAAGGAUUGUUUUCUAAUCUUUUAGUUCCUGUAAAUGCCCUGAAGGUCACGGGUAUGCCUUGAAACUUGUUACUACUCAUCAACGCCACAAGGAGAUGGCGUUCCUGGUAGAGAGGUGCGGCGGCGGCGAGAUGGUGGUGUCCUCAGACGGCAGGGGGGCGGCGGCGCCGGCGCCGUUCCUGAGCAAGACGUACGAGCUGGUGGACGACCCGUCCAGCGACCACGUGGUGUCGUGGGGGGAGGACGGGGCCACCUUCGUGGUGUGGCGGCCGCCGGAGUUCGCCAGGGACCUCCUCCCCAACUACUUCAAGCACAACAACUUCUCCAGCUUCGUCAGGCAGCUCAACACCUACGGGUUCAGGAAGAUAGUGGCUGACAGGUGGGAGUUCGCCAACGAGUUCUUCAGGAAGGGCGCCAAGCACCUCCUCUCGAAGAUCCACCGGAGGAAGUCGUCGUCGUCUUGCUCACACCCACCGCCGCUGCUGCCGCUCCCGAUGCACCAGCAUUACCCCCUCAGCCUCUUCUCGCCGCCGCCGCCGACGACGACGACGACGACGAGGUCUCCUCCGGUUGGAGCCGCGGCAGCGGCCUACCAUUUCCAGGAAGAGUACUGCUCCCCCUCCUCGGACGUCGUCGUCAGCGGCGGCGACCUACUGGCCGCGCUGUCGGAGGACAACCGGCAGCUCCGGCGGCGCAACUCGCUGCUGCUGUCGGAGCUGGCGCACAUGAGGAAGCUCUACGACGACAUCAUCUACUUCCUGCAGAACCACGUCGAGCCGGCGGCGCCCAGUACGCCCAAGCCGCCGCCGGCCACCAGCUGCAGGCUGGUGGAGCUGGGCCCGUCUCCCUCGCCCACCCAACGUUCCGGCGACGACGACGCGGCGGUGCGGCUGUUCGGCGUCCGGCUGGAUGACCAUGGCAAGAAGAGGAGGGCGCAGCUGGUGGAGGAAGGAGAUGUCGCGAGCCGGGAAGCUAGCUAGGUCGGUCGGUCACUGUGACGUACGUAUACGUAGCUUAAUCGUAGUGUACAUAGAGAGUGAUCAGGUACGUACGGUAUGUAGCUCCAGCCUGCAGGGGUACGUAGCUAUAGCUUGCUGCGGGCAUUUUAUGUGGCUGAAUUUAAUUGUUUUGUCACUAAGAUGUAGAUGUAGGAAUGAGUGUGUAGUAGUAGUAGGCAGGUCCUUAAUUGUUUUGGUUUUUUGUUAUUAAUUAGAGAUAUUCAUGAUUGAUCCGCAAGAACUAGCUAGCUAGUUGUGAAUUGAUUUGUUUUUUUCCCAAGGGACUAUA
Messenger RNA from Oryza brachyantha (malo sina), 3510 nucleotides. RefSeq names its product heat stress transcription factor B-4d-like. The record is from RefSeq and is a predicted model, not a curated record. Gene Ontology annotation, molecular function: DNA-binding transcription factor activity; RNA polymerase II cis-regulatory region sequence-specific DNA binding. Lineage: Eukaryota; Viridiplantae; Streptophyta; Magnoliopsida; Poales; Poaceae. Gene Ontology annotation, cellular component: nucleus. The coding region runs from base 2319 to 3203 and encodes 294 amino acids. The transcript has 13 exons. Gene Ontology annotation, biological process: regulation of transcription by RNA polymerase II.